This is a messenger RNA of Rana temporaria (common frog), 1424 nucleotides long. It is a transcript of the gene LMO1, whose product is annotated as LIM domain only 1. The transcript is spliced from 4 exons. Lineage: Eukaryota; Metazoa; Chordata; Amphibia; Anura; Ranidae. Gene Ontology annotation, molecular function: transcription coactivator activity; DNA-binding transcription factor binding. The record is from RefSeq and is a predicted model, not a curated record. Gene Ontology annotation, biological process: positive regulation of transcription by RNA polymerase II. Bases 587 to 1054 code for a protein of 155 amino acids. Gene Ontology annotation, cellular component: nucleus.
GGAGGGGAGGCUGCUAAUCAGAUCUCACCAUAAUGAAUUGAUUUAAUUAACAAGGGAGAUCUUAGGGACUCUGGGAAAUGAGUGCAGUUCUCUGGCAGCGGCAGGAAAGCACACAGCACAUAAAUUGGAGGAGAAAAGCAGCGAAGACGACGUCUCCUUCCCACACACGGAAUAUUCUUCCCCCCCUUCUCCUCGGUUCGAGAAGCCGUCGUGAGACCCGGCUGGGAGUAAGUCGUCUUCCGUUCCACCGAGGAAGAUCUUAUUCCACACGCCAGGAACGCCGGCCGUCAGGAAUCCCCCCCCCACCCUCCAUCUGUUACCGGAUAGCUCCGUCGGUAGAGCGUCAGCCUUAGUUUAUGCCAUUCUUCAAGGUGCCGGAGGAAGGGGGUGAAAGAGUCUUCGCGUUCUCCACGCCAGGCGCUCCUGAAUGUGAUCCGGGCUCUCCGGGAGUCGCGCCGUCGUGCCGCCGCCGUCGCUGCCGCUGGCUGGCUGCAUCGUAAGACGUGUCUCAUCUGCCUGGAAGGACACGCGGAGCCUUCUGGAGACGGAGGCGUCCGAGAGCGGGCUCCCCGCAGCCUCUGGGAGGAUGGUGCUGGAUAAAGAGGAAGGAGUGCCGAUGCUCUCAGUCCAGCCAAAGGGAAAACAGAAAGGCUGCGCGGGUUGUAACCGGAAGAUCAAGGACCGCUACCUGCUCAAGGCGUUGGACAAGUACUGGCAUGAAGACUGCUUAAAAUGCGCCUGCUGCGACUGCCGCUUGGGCGAGGUCGGCUCGACGCUCUACACGAAAGCAAACCUUAUACUUUGUCGCAGAGAUUACUUACGGCUCUUCGGAACCACAGGGAACUGCGCCGCCUGCAGCAAGCUCAUCCCCGCCUUCGAAAUGGUCAUGCGCGCCAGAGAUAACGUUUACCACCUGGACUGCUUCGCCUGUCAGCUCUGCAACCAGAGGUUCUGCGUCGGGGACAAGUUUUUCCUGAAGAACAACAUGAUCCUGUGCCAGAUGGACUACGAAGAGGGGCAGCUCAACGGGAGCUUCGAUUCCCAAGUCCAAUAGCAACUGGCCAAGAAAAGCUCCUCCCAUUUUGGCCGCCCCGCCGCGCAAGCAGCGACAAAGUGUCCGUUGGCUCGGCUGCAAUAUUUUUUUAAAUCUUUGGCCCCCUCCCGGAACCCCCCGCCCCAGGACUGUGUACGAUGUGGUACUCUCCGUCCCCCCCGCGAGUUGCGGUUUUUAGGUGUACAGUCGUGCCUGGUUAGCUGCGCACCGCGUUUGCCCGUAUGUUCGUCAGGGAAGUUUCGGGAGGGUGGCGGCGUUCUGGGGGCGGCGCCUGUACAGUCUGUUUUAUGUAUAUAAACUGGAACAUUUAUUUUAUGAAAAUGUAAUGCAAUUUUAUUACUGGUGUGAGAUUAAAAGAUUAUGAAUGUUU